Molecule: messenger RNA, 1455 nt
Organism: Ilyonectria robusta
Lineage: Eukaryota; Fungi; Ascomycota; Sordariomycetes; Hypocreales; Nectriaceae
Product: asparaginase-domain-containing protein
Exons: 1
Coding region: 159-1199 (346 amino acids)
Biological process (GO): protein deglycosylation
Molecular function (GO): N4-(beta-N-acetylglucosaminyl)-L-asparaginase activity
Source: RefSeq, a predicted model, not a curated record
AUUAUCGCCAAUUGCAACGACCUUCCGAAUACGGCGAAGUCGUAUGCGUAUGCAUGCGAACCAAGGCACAACCAAUCUUUCCUUGAUGUUUUCAAUGCGUCGCGCUUUCAUUUGACGAGUAGAAUCUGAGCGCCCGAGAUUGGCGGUGCUUCGCCGUAAUGGCUCGCCUGUCGCUUCUUCUGCCCUUCCUCUCCAUGGGAUCACUUGGUCUUGGAAGCCCCUCACCGGGAUUUCCCAUGGUCAUCAACACGUGGGGAGGAGCCUUUACCGCGGCGACAGAUGCCGCCUUUUCCGCCCUGCACCGCGACGGCGCCUCAGCGCUCGACGCGGUCGAGAUUGGAUGCCUCACCUGCGAACGCAACCAGUGCGACGGCAGCGUUGGGUUUGGAGGUUCCCCGGACGAGAAUUGCGAGACGACGCUCGACGCCAUGAUAAUGGAUGGAGCGACGAUGAAGUCUGGCGCUGUCGCUGCUCUUCGCAGAGUUCGAGAUGCCAUUUCCGUUGCGCGGCAUGUCCUGGAGUACACUACGCACAGUAUGCUGGCAGGGGAUUUAGCCACCGAAUUUGCGAUCCAGAAUGGCUUCAAGGCCGAGAGCCUGUCAACGGAAGCAUCAACCAGGCAGUGCUUGGAGUGGAGAGAAGCACAGUGUCAACCCAACUAUCGGCUGAACGUCAGUCCAGACGCAUCGUCGUCCUGCGGUCCAUAUGUGCCGCAAACUAAGGCCAGUCUUGGUGGUGAUGCCGCCCAAGCAUCCCACGAUACUCUUUCCAUUAUAACACUACAUGCCGAUGGAACCAUGGCUGCAGGCACGACUACAAAUGGCGCUUCGCAUAAAAUCCCCGGCCGAGUAGGUGACGGGCCGAUCACCGGAAGCGGCUCCUACGUCGAUGGAGAUGUUGGCGGUUGUGGUGCUACGGGAGAUGGAGACAUAAUGAUGAGAUUUCUGCCUUGCUACCAAGCAAUCGAGAACUUGAGGCGUGGCAUGUCACCAACUGAGGCUGCAGAAGACGUCGUCCUCCGAAUGGUGAGGAAGUAUCCGCAGGUUUCGAGUGGCAUCGUCGUCGUCAACAACAAGGGCGAGCACGGGGCAGCUGGUAGUGGUUGGACGUUUACCUACGCAUAUAGAGGCGGUGCGAUGGGAAGCACGCAGGUCGUGACGAUACCACCGGUUGAAGCGGGUGUAGGAUUUGAGUUGUGAUGAUUCGUGCUCUGAUCUCUGUGAUGGCUAAAUAUACAAACAAAUUCUAGACUUAGCAUCUACCUAUCGUUUCAGUAUACGGCAGAUUGAACCCUCCGCAGGCUGCCCAGCCCAUGCAAAAACAGUUGUUCUCAUGUUGGUCUCAUUGUUUAGAUCAUUUUGAACCAGACAUGCUAGUUAUGUCCCACGAGAUAGGCUUGAUUUCAUCCGUUUCAUGUAUCUAUACGAGUUCAUUAACAAGGAAAGUCGGUUAUAA